GUAUCCCGCGCCCGACGGAAGGGAAGCGGUGCCCGCCCGUUAGCUGCCGGGGAUUUGGUGCACCCAGCGAGGCGUUCCUUCGCCAGUCCUGUCCCCUGGGCCGUUCCCGGCAAGAUCGUGCCAACGUGGGGUGGGCGCUCCGGCGAGCGGGGGUCUGGCUGCACGGCAGCAGCCGCAGCGCUGUCUGAUGCGGACAGACGUGUGACUUCCCCAAAGGGGCGUUAAAAUGGCCCUGGUGUAACGCCGCUGUGUAGACGUGAGGGCCUCGCAGCGUGCAGGGGCAGCGAUCCCCUGCUGCGAGAGAUCGCGUGUGCACGAUAUAACUUUCUGUGAUGGAAGAUGGAAGACAAAGGCGCUCGUGUUGCUGACUACUUUGUUGUAGCAGGAUUGACAGAUAUUUCAAAACCACUAGAAGAAGAAAUCCACUUCAAUGAUGCUUGCCAUAAAAUAGCUAAACCAAAAGAACCCAUCACUGACGUGACAGUAAUUAUUAAAUCUCUGGGGGAGGAAGUGCCUCAGGGAUAUAAAUGCAUAGAUGUUACUCCAUCAGGACUAUCAGCAGAUCUCAACAAUGGGAGUCUUGUGGGUCCACAGAUAUUCCUUUGCUACAGGAGAGGAAGGGACAAGCCUCCACUUACUGAUCUGGGGGUUUUAUAUGAUGGGAAAGAGAGAUUAAUACAGGGCUGUGAAAUCAUUCAAGCCACUCCAUCUGGUCGUCCUGCAAACAUUAGUGGCAGUGCCUCAUCACAAAGAGUAUACAUCACUUACCGAAGAGCCUCCGAAAAUAUGACCCAAAACACCUUGGCUGUCACAGAUAUAUGUAUAAUUAUACCGAGUAAGGGAGAGAGCCCUCCACAUACAUUCUGCAAGGUUGACAAGAAUCUUAAUAACAGUAUGUGGGGCUCAGCAGUAUACCUAUGUUACAAAAAGUCUGUGGCAAAAACCAAUACCAUAUCAUAUAAAGCUGGUUUAAUAUGCAGAUAUCCUGAAGAAGACUAUGAGUCAUUCCCAUUACCAGAAUCAGUGCCUCUUUUUUGUCUACCCAUGGGUGCAUCUAUUGAGUGUUGGCCAUCUAACAGUAAAUACCCCCUUCCAGUUUUUUCUACAUUUGUACUAACUGGAGCUUCGGCUGAAAAGGUAUAUGGUGCUGCUAUUCAAUUCUAUGAACCAUAUCCUGAGGAGAAUCUCACAGAAAAACAGAAAUCUCAGUUAGGGUUAGCAACUACUGGAGAUGGAAAGUCAGAUAAUUCCAAAACAGUUCAGACUAACAAAUGCAUUUGUCUGCUCUCUCACUGGCCUUUUUUUGAUGCUUUCAAGAAGUUUCUUACCUUUCUUUAUCGUUAUUCCAUCUCUGGUCCUCAUGUCCUCCCUAUUGAGAAACAUAUUUCACAUUUUAUGCACAAAGUUCCUUUUCCAUCCCCUCAGAGACCAAGAAUUUUAGUUCAGCUAUCGCCACAUGAUAACCUGAUUCUUAGUCAGCCAGUGUCAUCACCUCUACCACUGAGUGGUGGCAAGUUUUCUACACUGCUUCAGAACCUAGGGCCUGAGAAUGCAGUAACUCUACUUGUAUUUGCUGUAACAGAACAUAAAAUUCUCAUCCAUUCCUUACGACCGUCUGUCCUUACUAGUGUGACAGAGGCAUUAGUCUCGAUGAUAUUUCCUUUCCAUUGGCCAUGCCCAUACAUUCCUCUUUGCCCCUUGGCACUGGCAGCUGUGUUAAGCGCACCAUGUCCAUUCAUAGUAGGAAUUGAUUCAAGAUACUUUGAUCUGUAUGAUCCCCCACCAGAUGUUAGCUGUGUUGACCUAGAUACCAACACCAUUUCUCAAACUGGAGAUAAGAAAACUAUUUCAUGGAAGACCUUACCAAAGAAACCUUGCAAAAAUCUAAUGAACACUUUAAAUAACUUGUAUCAACAACUGGCAGAAUUGCAGCAAAGACCAAGAGAAGAUGCAUUAAUGGAAUUAACAAUGAAUGACUAUGAUUUUAAUUCGGGGAAGAAGUUGCAUUUGUUAGAUAUGGAGAUCCAGGAGGCAUUUCUUUGUUUCAUGGCUUCAUUAUUAAAAGGUUAUAGGUCGUACCUAAGGCCAAUAACACAGGCGCCUUCUGAGACAGCAACAGAUGCAAGUUCCCUCUUUGAACUACAAGGGUUCUUAAAAAGUCGAGAUCGAUCACAUCAAAAAUUCUACACAUCAAUGACCAAAACUCAAAUGUUUAUUCGCUUCAUUGAAGAAUGUUCCUUUGUUAGUGAUAAGGAUGCAAGCCUUGCAUUUUUUGAUGAUUGUGUAAAUAAAGUAGAUAUGGACAAGAGUGGUGAAACACGGCUUAUAGAGCUGGAUGAGUCCUACAAGAGUGAACACACAGUUUUCAUAACACCACCUGAGAUCCCUCACCUACCUAAUGGCGAAGAGCACCCUUUGCAGUACAGCUAUAAUGGAUUUCCUGUGCUGAAACUAGAUUUGUUUGACCAACCUGAGGGGUUCCUGACUACACCAAAUAAUAAACUGUCUUCAAAAGCCAGUAGUCCCAACAGCCCAUCCCCAAUGUUCAGGAGAACAAAACAGGAAAUAAAGUCAGCCCAUAAGAUAGCUAAGAGGUACUCCUCCAUUCCUCAGAUGUGGUCCAGGUGUUUGCUGCGUCACUGCUAUGGCCUAUGGUUCAUCUGCCUUCCUGCGUAUGUGAAAGUGUGCCAUUCAAAAGUCAGGGCUCUGAGAACUGCAUAUGACGUGCUGCGAAAAAUGCAUACCAAAAAGAUAGAUCCCCCUGAUGAGGUAUGUUACCGGGUGCUUAUGCAGCUAUGUGGGCAAUAUGGCCAGCCUGUGCUUGCAGUGAGAGUCCUUUUUGAAAUGAAAAAAGCCGGUAUUGACCCUAAUGCCAUUACAUAUGGUUACUAUAAUAAGGCUGUUUUGGAAAGCACCUGGCCUUCAAGUAGUAGAAGUGGCUAUUUCCUAUGGACGAAGAUCAGAAAUGUUGUAUUAGGAAUAGUGCAGUUUAAAAAAGCUUUAAAAAAACUACCUGCCAACACACCACAAGCAGCUCUUUCCGGGGGACUUUCAGAUCUUGGCAGUAACUUGUUAUCUAAAGAAGAAUUUGGGCAAGGGGAAGCAUCUGUUCAAGAUAUAAAAAAACAAAAAGAGGACAAGAGAGAGAGUGAUUCCAGUUCUUUGUCUGAAACAGAGAGUGCAAAAGGAAGUGGUGACUGUCUUCCCAAGCUAAAUUAUCAAAAUUCAAGUAGUACUUCAAUUCAAGUAGCAAAAGCCACUUCUAACAUAGUACGACUCAAUGGUACCAUUGAUAAUGCUGACAGUACAGCUGGGGAAGUCAGCACUGAAAGCCCAGCAGGGCUGCUUUUCACAUCCGCUUUUGAGGAUACCAAUGAAGCAGGAGUUCUGCAAAGUAAAACCUUAAGAAAGAGACAUAAAAGUGCUGUGGAACCUGACCUAAAACAGAUGGCAUGGGGAAGCAGGAGCCGUAAUCUGAGUGGAGAUGCCCUGAUGGGGCUCAUGAUAAAUAGAAUUAACCAGAAUGCAAGCCCUGGAGACAUUGUGGAAAAAUUAGGAGCUGAUGCAAAAAUACUGUCUAAUGUAUUCCAGAAGAGCAUAAGGCCGAAUAGUCUUGACAUCAGGAAGUCAUCUUUAGGGUCUAAGAGAGAGAGUAUGGAGAAGGAAUCUAGUGAUGAAGAUGCACCUUUCUAUGGCAGUUUUGUAGAUAAAACAGAGUCUCCUGUUAUCUUUGAUUUAGAAGACUUAGAUGCUGAACCUGACACAGCUAAAACAGUAAAGUCGUCUAAUGAAAAGCCUAAGAUGUUACAGCGUAAUAGCAGCUUUCUAAUAAAACCAGUUGAAAAAACAGAUGUGGAAACUGGAUUUGAUCCCCUCUCGCUGCUGGUUGCUGAGACAGAACAACGGAAAGAAGAUGAUGAAGACGAUGAUGACAAAAGUGUUUCAACGCCAUCUGCAAGGCGAGAUUUAGCUGAAGAAAUAGUGAUGUACAUGAACAACAUGAGCAGCCCUUUGACAAGCCGUGCACCAAGCAUUGACUUGCAAAAAACAUACGAUGACAGAAAUGUUAGUAAAAAGAGUCCAACAGUCACCCAGCCAUGCAGAAGAUCCAGCCUUCCCCCAUAUUCCCCCAGGCCAGUGAGUCUUAUCAAAUCCAAAAGUUAUCACAUAAAAAAUGAAGAAAGGCCAAGGGACAGGCUUUGGUCCUCUCCAUCUUACAGUCCAGCGAGGGAACAGUCGCAGGACAUGGCUGGUGCAUUAACUCUAGUGUCUUCACCUUCGUUCAACUUAGAUACACUAUUAACACCUACAUUUGAUGUUCUGAAAAGCAGCAUGUUUUCUGCUGGGAAAGGCGUUGCAGAGAAGGCUAGCAAGUGGUAUUCAAAGUUUACUAUGUAUGCUGCAUCCUCAAAGGAUCAAAAUUCAGACCGAGCAAGUGUUUCAUCUCUUGGAAUUCUGGAUUCAGAAUCUACCUCUCUAACUGAUGAAGAUGUCUGCAAUGACUUUGAAGGUACUUCUUCUCCUCAAGAGAACAAUGACACCUCGGUAAUUAAGGGAAUUGGUCUAAGUAGGACAAGCCUAGAAAGUUCAGCUUCUCAUGAUGGCUCAUCCAAGCAAUUCUAUCACUGUGGUUCCCUUUCAAAGUUCCCCUUGCCUGACAAAUCAGAGUUGAUGUCUUCUUGCAGCACAAGUAGCACCAGUGUGUUUCAGAACUAUGCUAUGGAGGUACUCAUCUCAAGCUGUUCGCGAUGUCGAACUUGUGACUGUCUGGUUCAUGAUGAAGAAAUCAUGGCAGGAUGGACUGCAGAUGAUUCAAAUCUCAAUACCACAUGUCCCUUCUGUGGCAACCUAUUCCUGCCCUUUUUGAAUAUUGAAAUCCGAGAUCUGCGGCGACCUGGGCGGUACUUUCUGAAGUCCAGUCCAUCUACAGAGAAUAUGCAGCUUCCCUCACCUUUUUCAAAUCAGACAGGAAAGUCCUGUAUCUCUACUCCCACAUCAUGUCUUGCUACAUCUGUAAUGCCUGUUCAAGAUGAUUUUAUUUCAAAAUGCAAAUCUAAGCAGCAGGACAACUCUUGUGCCAGAAGUAUCCAAAUCCCUUCAGGAAGAAGACAAAAUAUUGCUGGGUCAGAGUGUCCCAGUCACGCUGUAGCAAGAAGUGUCAGUACUUACGGACCACUGGAAGAGGAUGAGAAGGGAAGCCGGAAGCUCAGCCAUAUUGUUCCCACUGGCAGCCUGCCCACCACUUUGCAAGGAACAACGGAUUCUUUGGGACUAGAAUGGCGGUUAUGUAGUCCUGACCCAAUCACUGUCCCUUACCUAAGUCCUCUAGUGGUAUGGAAAGAGCUUGAAAGCUUGCUUGAAAAUGAAGGGGAUCGUGUGAUAACAGUGGCAGAUUUUGUAGACCAUCAUCCUAUCGUGUUUUGGAAUUUGGUGUGGUAUUUCAGGCGUCUGGACUUGCCCAGUAACUUACCAGGACUAAUACUUUCUUCUGAACACUGUAAUAAAAACUCAAAGAUUCCACGAAACUGUAUGUCAGAGGACAGUAAAUACGUUCUCAUUCAGAUGCUAUGGGACAAUAUGAAGUUGCAUCAGGAUCCAGGACAGCCUCUCUAUAUUCUGUGGAAUGCACAGAGUCAAAAUCGUACUCUUUUGUUUGAGACCCAAAAGUAUCCAGUGGUCCAUUUAUUGCAAAAAGAUGACGACUCCUUUAACCAGGAGCUCUUGAGAAGCAUGGUGAAAAGUAUUAAGAUGAAUGAUGUCUAUGGACCAAUGAGUCAAAUCUUAGAGCGACUGAACAAAUGGCCACAGAUUAAAAGACAGAGGAGCCUCUAUAGAGAAAUAUUAUUUCUUUCCCUUGUUGCUCUAGGGAGAGAGAACAUUGAUAUAGAUGCUUUUGACAGAGAGUACAAAAUGGCCUAUGAUCGUCUCACAGCUAAUCAGGUCAAGAGUACUCACAACUGCGAUAGACCGCCAAGUACUGGAGUGAUGGAAUGCCGAAAGAUUUUUGGAGAACCAUAUCUUUAAAAUAUAUAUAUAUAUAUAUUUAUUUUAAUGAAUUGUAUACGUGUGUAAAGUCACAAAGAACAUCUCGGUCUUCAGUGUUUGAAAACAUAUUUACAAAUGUACUGUGUCAGAAGACUGGAAAAAAUUGGGCCUAUGUAGGUACAAAAAUGGACAAUGAGCAAAGAAGGGGCCAAAUACUACUUUCCUCUCCUUGCUUCUCUCUGCAAAUCAUUUUGUGGAGUAGGCGACCGUAAACUAAAUCAGUUCUCUAACAAGGGACAACAUUUUACAGUCCUUUAAAGAAAACUUGGGAGAGGCAGACAAAAAUGAUGCACUGAAACUAGCAAGAGUGAAGUAAAUUCUGCAAAUCUGUUUACAUAGAAUAUUCAAAAUAUUAUGAAGCGCAUACAAAGUUGUAUUAUACAUAUUUUAAAUUGUUUAUAGUAAGUUGAUAUUUUUUUAAUUUUUUAAAUUACUCUAGUGAAUUUUAAUGAACUUAUUGCAUAAGCAAUACAGUGCUCAUUUUUUUCUGCUAUUUAUAGUAACUGGUCCAAUUAGGAUUUGAAAAAAUAAUUUGCUUUUGAAGUGGUCUAUAAUUUCAGCACUGUCCUAGGUAACAUUCUGGGGCCAGUAUUUCUCUUGCACACACAGAAUUAUGUACCACCACUGGAAUCGGAUGAAAAGUAUGGCAAACUUGUGUAAAAAUAUGGUUAUUAACACUCUGACUCUAUAGUAUCUUUCUUUCUGUAGAAGUCCCCCACAAAAUUCUGUAAUACAUUGAAGGAUCCCACCGUUUACUUUAAGGAGAUCCAACGCUUUUUAGCUGUUGGCAUUUACUAAUUUAAUAUAUCUAUGGGUAUAUAUUACAAGAUGUAUAGCAAAUAGCUUACAAAAAUAGUUCCACAUAAAAUGUAUAGUGUACAGUCCUGUAUAUGGAGGUGUAGGUAUGUUUGUAAAUGCCCUAAACAUGGCACUUAAUUCAUUGUGGUCCAAAGUUACACUCUUUUUUAAAUAAGAAAAUAUGCUACAUGAAAUAUAUAGGGAAUUUAAUCCAUUGGGAUAUGCUGUACGUAAUAAGGUAUAUUUGUAAUGACUGAUCCUGUAUUUCCCAGGCAACACAGUAACUUCGGCUCUGUAAAGAAAAUAGUGCUGCAUAACUCUCCACCUUGGAGUCAUGACUUCUGGCUCAUGCUUUGACGUUCUAGAAAUUUCAGAAAAUGUUACGCACUCAUUCACAGCAGCUACACACCAGAAAGCAGGUUUUAUGUAUAAAAUAUCAGAGGUUCUAUGUGCAUGUUCUUUUUCCUACCACCCUGCAGCAUUGGAGAUGGAGAAGAUACUCUUUCAAGCUUUGAGAGACAGGUUUGGGUUUGCUUGCCUGCAGACAUCUCUCAACCUUUCUAAUUUCCAAGAGCAAUCCUACUGUGAUAUUUACCUAGAUGGAAAAGCUAAAUAUACCUUUUUAUGGGAGUUUUCUGCAUAGCCCCAGACACUCGCACCUGCCAUCUUGUCAGAGUUAACGAGGGGCAGUGAGGACUCCAUCCUGUUUCCACUGAAGUAAAUUGAAAGAUUCUAGUGAUGUCAUUAUUAUUAUUUAAUGGAAAUAUGAUUAGACCUUUAGAGGGUUAUUUUAAAGCACCUACCAAUCCCUCUUCAAAAGAGUAAGGGGAUGCUGCCCUAAGCAGACUGUUUUAAAAUGUCAAGAGCGGCAGUUUACUCUUAAUGUUACAUGCAAAAUACAUCUUGCCCCACGUUUGGUCUUUUUGGAUAUAGCUUUCAUUGAACAAUGCCUCUUUUCUAAGAUGCUGCUAACUGUGUAGGUUUUUUUUUCUUUAGGUGGAGAUAGUAACGUUACAUUUCCCACCAGUUUUCACAUGCUUAAUUAUUUUAAACAUUUGUGAUGCUUUAUUUUGUAGUGCCCACAUUUUCUAAAAAGUAUUCCCCCCUGAUGUUGUAAAACUACCAUAUUAAUCAUCAGUUACAAUACAUGAUAAAUACGCUGCCAACAUGCUCAACUCAGUCAUCAAAACCAGCGUGCGGAAUACAUGGUCAUUACUUUUGAGCUUACUCAUUGUAAAUACCUAGUGACAUGUAUGCAUGCUCUGCUGUAGUUACACUGUAUUUACCAAGUAAAAGUUACCUACAAUAGUUGCCAAGUAUGUAAAUAACUACCUACAUAUUUGUGCUGUGUAUAAUGCAGUGUUAUACCACUUUCUUUAAAUCCUAUUUCCUAUUACAGUUACUACUACUUGCUAAUCACCAUUCUAUAGUACCCAAUAGCCAUGAAGGAGAACAAGCUGUUUCUCCAGAGCUGUCAUUGGUGUUCUAGAGGUACUUGGAAAGCUAUGAGGCAGGCUUCAUGUUUUAGAUUGAGCAGUUAACCUGUACUGGCACAAGUAUCUGAGUCUGGUCUCCACACCAAGUCUCAUUUGAUGACAUUAUGUUGCAACUAUGCACUUGUGCCAGCAGAGAAUAUCAACAUAUUUAAUCCAUAGCCCAAUCCUUUAACCCAGCUUGCUUAUGAGUACUUUCUACCACCUUAAUUGUAGAAGACCAAACAAGUUCGCCAGCUUCUGCAGAUAUGAAAAGUCCCUUCAGUAUUAUAUCGAAAGCACAUAAUGUACCAUAAAAAUCUUGUAUAUGUCUCAUUAUUUCAGGCAAGCAAUCUUAGUGUGCCCUUGCCCUCUUAAGACUGCAUUUCUUAAAGGUUGCUGAUGUUUAGUUGUGCUUGCUUUACAUUAAUAUACCAUGUAGUUUUUAUUUAUCAAAUUAAAUCAUUAUACACUUAACUUUUAAAUACUCCUUUGGCAAAACCUGUUGCAAGUCAGUCAACUAUAGAAACAUUAUAACAUAAGAAUGGCCAUACUGGGUUAGACCAAUGGUCCAUCUAGCCAAGUAUGCUGUCUUCCGACAGUGGCCAAUGCCAGAUGUUUCAAAAGCAAUACACAGAACAGGGCAAUUAUAAAGUGAUCCAUCCCCUGUCAUUCAGCCCCAGUUUAUGGCAGUCAAAGACUUAGGGACAUCCAGUGUUGCUUCCCUGACCAUCUUGGCUAAUAGGUCCAUCAAUGGCUAUCUUCCAUGAACUUAUCUGAUUCUUUUUUUUUUUUUAGUCCAGUUAUAGUUUUAACUUCUGGCCAUCACAAUAUACCCUGGCAACAAGUUCUAUAGGUUGACUGUGUGUUGUGUGAAGAAGUACUUCCUUUUGUUUGUUUUCAACCUGCUGUCUAUUAAUUUUAUUAGAUGACCCCGGGUUCUUGUGUUUUAUGUGAAGGGGUAAAUAACACUUCCUUAUUCAUUUUCUCCACCCCAUUCAUGAUUUUAUAGCCCUCUAUCAGAUCCCCCUUAGUCAUCUCUUUUUUUCCCAACCUGAAGAGUCCCAGAGUUUUUCAUCUCGCCUCCUAUGGAAGCUGUUUCAUACCCUUAAUCAUUUUUGUUGCCCUUCUCUUUUUUUCUUUUCCAUUCCUAAUACAUCUUUUUGAGCUGGGAUGACCAGAACUGCAUGCAGUAUUCAGGGUGUGGGCAUACCAUGGAUUUAUAUAGUGGCAUUAUGAUAUUUUUAUCUUAUUAUCUAUCCCUUUCCUAAUGGUUCCUAAUGUUAGUUUUUUCAAUUGCUUCUCACAUUGAGUAGAUGUUUUUAGAGAAUGAUCCAUAAUGACUCCAAGAUUCUUGAGUGGUUAACAGCUAAUUUAGACCCCAUCAUUUUAUAUGUAAAGUUGGGAUUAUGUUUUCCAGUGCAUUACUUU
This is a messenger RNA of Chrysemys picta bellii (western painted turtle), 9746 nucleotides long. The record is from RefSeq and is a predicted model, not a curated record. Lineage: Eukaryota; Metazoa; Chordata; Testudines; Emydidae.